UUUUUUCAUUUUUUACUAUUUCUGUGCGGAUUUGGGGAAAAUGAAUUGUGCAAGGUUCCGAAACUGGCAGGAAUAAGAUGUCAAAUUCACGUCAAAAUGAUUGCUUUAUCGCGCGUUUUAGGUUAUGUGAGAAGGGACAAUUUUAUAGCCGCAGCACGAAAAAAUUAUAUACGAAGUAUCCACUCAACAUGUAAACUGAGACACGGUGAAUACGAAAUGCAAGAUCCAAAGUCUCCGGAUGAAGUAGUCAACAUUACUUAUAUUACUAAAGAUGGAAAAAAAGUCCCUAUUAAAGGAAAAGUAGGCGAUAAUGUGCUACGCUUAGCACAGAGGUAUGAUAUUCCAAUGGAAGGUGCCUGUGAAGCGUCCUUAGCUUGUACAACGUGUCAUGUAUACAUAAAAAGUAACCAUGAACUCCCAACAGCUGAACCUGAAGAGGAAGAUUUAUUAGAUAUGGCCCCUUUUUUAAAAGAAUGUUCUAGACUUGGGUGCCAAAUUGUCUUAACAAAAGAUAUGGAAGGGCUAGAAAUUGAAUUGCCACAAGCAACUAGAAACUUUUAUGUUGAUGGACACGUCCCAACACCACAUUGAGAUUGUUUACAUUGACAAAAAUGUGACUGAAACUGAUCUUUGUUGUAGAUAUUGUUUGAAUAAUAUAAAUAAAUAUUUUAGUUAUU
Messenger RNA from Zophobas morio, 677 nucleotides. RefSeq names its product adrenodoxin-like protein 1, mitochondrial. NCBI's taxonomy places the organism in Eukaryota, Metazoa, Arthropoda, Insecta, Coleoptera, Tenebrionidae. Gene Ontology annotation, biological process: P450-containing electron transport chain; positive regulation of oxidoreductase activity. The record is from RefSeq and is a predicted model, not a curated record. Gene Ontology annotation, cellular component: mitochondrion. The transcript has 3 exons. Gene Ontology annotation, molecular function: 2 iron, 2 sulfur cluster binding. The coding region runs from base 97 to 591 and encodes 164 amino acids.